Messenger RNA from Drosophila willistoni, 2783 nucleotides. RefSeq names its product transcription elongation factor B polypeptide 3 (gene EloA). Lineage: Eukaryota; Metazoa; Arthropoda; Insecta; Diptera; Drosophilidae. The record is from RefSeq and is a predicted model, not a curated record. Gene Ontology annotation, biological process: transcription elongation by RNA polymerase II. Bases 304 to 2334 code for a protein of 676 amino acids. Gene Ontology annotation, cellular component: nucleus; elongin complex. The transcript has 6 exons.
UGUUUUCUCCACAUCAUAUGUGGCUGGUUCUCGGUAGUUGUUUUAACUAAAUUUCUUUUGUAAUGUGCUAGUAAAUAGGAAGUAAAAACUCCUCGCCAGAGGAGAGGAUCGUUGAUGUGCAUGUGAGUUUUCUGUUUCGUGUGUGUACGUGUGUACUUUGUCGAAAAGAAAACUUAACUUUGGGGGAAAAGUGUUGCAUCCCUAACCCACAUCCCCCCUCUCUGCAACGCCACGCUACGCAAAUAAAAGAGUCAGACAGUUACAAAAUACUCACCAAGAAAGUGUUCGGCAGUGGUAAAUACAAUGACGUCCACAAGCAAUUUGUCGGAUGUUGUGCGUCACUACCAACGGAGCAUUGAACGACAUGGACAGGAUGAGAAAAGACUUCUUCACUGUAUCAGCAAACUGUUUAAUUUGCCCAUCAAAUUUGAGCAUCUUCAGGAAACAGGCAUUGGAAAAACUGUAAAUGCCCUGCGUAAAAUCAAUGGAGAAAUUGGAGUGGCCGCCAAAACUCUAGUCACAAAAUGGAAGGCUAUGGUUGCUGCUCAAGAGGAGCCUAAAGAGCAAUCACAGCAACCUGAGACGCCGACACCACCACUAGAUUCAGAUACAAAUCGCCGAUCUAGUGAUGAAGAUCAGGACCAGGAAAACAAAGGAAGCAAUUCCACCAGUGGAGACGAAGUGCACCAGGAGCUACAACCGCUACCACCACCUCCACCCGAGCACCAAAAAUCUGAUCAUCACCACAAUCAUAGUCAUAGUGGCAAGACCAAGUCGAAACACGAAGGGCGAAGCUCAAAAAGUAAAGCGGAAAAGAAUGGCCAUCAGCAUAGCAGUAGCAGCAGUAGCAGCCGAACUCACUCUAAGAGCAAGUCAGAUCAGGAUAGGAAACACAAAAGCAAUCGGCAUGACAAGUCAAAAGAGAGUCACAAGUCCAACAGAGAACAUAAGCACGAGGAGAAAUCCAAUAGUGAUAGCAAAGAAAAGCAUAAGGAAAAAGAGCACGCCUCGAACCAUAAGAGCUCCAGCAGCAGCAGCAGUAAGUCUAGUUCCCGGCAUGAAAAACCUAAAGAUCAGGUAGAUCAGAAGUCAGAGAAAGACAAAUCUUCUGCAUCUGCAUCAGCCAACAAGUCAUCCAAGCGUAAACGCAGUCCCAAUCGUCAAGAUGAUGGCACGCCGCCUUCAAAAGCGGCCAAAAACAAGUCAAUAACAGAAGAAGAUUCCCAAGAUGGCUUUGACUCUAGUAUGGGAGCGAAUUUUGAUGAUGUUCUUGGUAUGCUCAAUUUACCAAUGGGCUCAUCAAGUAGCUCUAAGAAAUCCUCAACCACCAGCACUAAGGCAAAGCCAUCCUCCAAAGUACCAACAACAACAAUGUCAACGGCAAGCAAAUCCACUUCUUCCUCAACCGCAUCAUCUAGUGGAAGAUCUACUGGCAAUAGAAAACCAGAGCUUCUGGCUCCCACAGCUAAACUGGAACCAUUGGAUCCCAGCAUUGCCUUGGAAUUGCCAACAAUAUCGAACAACUAUAAGCCCAUGCCGCUCAAUCAAACAGUCAUGGCUGUUGUUUUUAAUCAGGGCGGUGGCGUACCCACAUCAUCUCAUAAGUCUGGAGGCCGUUUCUUUAACGAAUCUGAGGCUUUGGCUCAAGGCAUUUCUUCCAAGACUAUGCGCACUAAGAUCUAUUCUGGAGUAAAAACUGGACAAAUUCUACAAGUGCCCUCGUUAUUUGAUCUCUGCACGCGUGUGCUACAAAAGAAUAUUGAUGCAUUGGAAUACACUGGAGGUGUACCCUUUGAAGUCUUACGUCCAGUUUUGGAACGUGCCACACCACAGCAGCUGCUAAACUUUGAAGACUACAAUCCCUAUCUAAUGGAUGACAGUGAAGUUCUGUGGCAGCAGCAUGUCCAACGACAAUGUCGCAGUCAAAAACGCGAAGAGAUGGAGACAUGGCGCGAAAUGUACCUUCGCUGUCAGGAGGAAAAGGAACGCAAGCUUAGCAUUCUAUCCGAGAGUAUAAAGGCCUCACAAAAGCUUAUCGAAGCACCUGUAAGAAAAACCCAAUUGGCAUUCGUUGACUCAAUGGUGAAGCCACCGCGGAGUGUGCAACGCAAGCAAGAUCAAUUUGGUACCAGAGGCAAACUGAUAGCCACGCCAGCAGCUCGUGUGGCAGCUCUUCAGAGUGUUACGCCCAAUGCUGCAAAGGUGGGGGAUGCACGUUUGCGUGUGCUGGCCGCUACACGUGAUACGGCGCAAGUUGGCGCUCCAAUGCGUAUUAAGAAAGCUCCCCUUAUGGCAAAAACACUGCAGUUUAUGCGCGGACGUCAUAAACGUUAAAGUUAAUUGUAUAAUUAUACUGUAUAGUCUUAUACUCAAUUUUGUUAAUAAUAAUCGAACACACACACCAAGCCUCACACACACACACACUCUCAUAUGCAGUGUGUGUGUGCGUGUGUGAUACUCAGUCUUUCUGUCCACCCAGUUUGUCUGUUUUACGGUGGUGUGUGCAUGAGAAAAACCGAGAUUUGCCGCUGUGACUAAACUUCUUGUGUUUUCGAUACAUUUAUAUACCAUAUAUAUGUAUAUAUAUAUAAAUAUAUAUGCAUAUUUAAAAUAUUUAUUCAUUUUCGUUUAACAUCAUUUUUUAUUUAAAUGUUUGUUACUCCAUUUAGUUUAUAAAGGCUGAGAGAAAAUUAUGAUUUAUAAAUAAGUUUGCCCUAUCGAAAAAAAAUUGUAAUAAAUUGUAAUGCAAUUGGUAUAUCAAAAUUGCUUUAGUUUGCUGGAUA